Molecule: messenger RNA, 10139 nt
Organism: Aspergillus wentii DTO 134E9
Lineage: Eukaryota; Fungi; Ascomycota; Eurotiomycetes; Eurotiales; Aspergillaceae
Product: membrane morphogenesis protein VPS13
Exons: 5
Coding region: 415-9900 (3161 amino acids)
Biological process (GO): mitochondrion organization; protein targeting to vacuole; late endosome to vacuole transport
Cellular component (GO): extrinsic component of membrane
Source: RefSeq, a predicted model, not a curated record
CUUGAUGCCGCCCCCCCUUUUGUUGCCAGUGGACAAUCACCUGUUUCGCCAGGUACUACGAGCCUUAUAUUUUAAUCAUUGGUGUUGGAGAUUCUCCUUGGUUUCAUACCUUAUAAUUGGAGGACUGGGUUGUGUUGGCCUUGAUACCCAACCUCUUCUCACUCCCUCACUUUCAUCUCUCUACCCCGACCGCAUUCAGCUACUAGCUAGCACCAUACAUCUAUCUGGGGAACGCGAUCGCGUGCAACCUUUGUUAAUCUCCUGGAUGGCUCUGUUUUCUUAAUUUGCGAGUGUAUUUGAAACUCGCGUAUCUUGCGAGACCGACGUUACGACAUCCUAAAGUACCUUAUUAGACGACUCCGCUACGCCCUAAACCAUUAACCCUGGCCUGGGUUACGGUCAUAUAUUGUAAUCAUGUUGGAAGGAGUGGUCGCGAACCUGCUCAACCGAUUCCUGGGCAUCUAUGUUAAGAAUUUCGACGCAAAACAGCUUAACAUCGGAAUCUGGUCAGGCGAUGUCAAACUUCGGAACCUGGAGUUACGACGGGAAGCACUCGAUCAACUACGCCUUCCUCUAAAUGUUGUUGAAGGUCACCUGGGCGAGCUCACAUUGUCGAUUCCCUGGUCGAAUUUGCGGGGAAAGCCUGUUAAGGUCGAUAUCGAGGAUGUGUUUCUUCUAGCCGCCCCAAAGGAAGACGCAGACUAUGAUCCAGAGGAAGAAGAAAGGAGAGCACAUGCUCUCAAGAUGGAGAGGAUUGAGAGCGCGGAGAUUCUCAAAGAGAAGAAUUCGGAGGGGAUGAGCCAGGAAGAGCAACGCAGGAACCAGAGCUUCACACAAAGCAUGGUGACUGCUGUGGUUGAUAACCUCCAGAUCUCCAUAAAAAACGUACAUUUCCGUUACGAAGACUCCGUCGCCUCACCCGGCCAUCCAUUUGCUGUUGGCGUGACCCUGAAAGAGCUCAGCGCUGUCAGCACCGACUCCGACUGGAAACCCACUUUCAUUCAGUCUACAUCCGGAACCACACAUAAGCUGGCAACCCUUGGUGCCCUCUCAGUUUAUUGGGAUACUGAUGCAGAUCUUUUGGGUACGGGCCGAGGUUCAGAUAUAGGCGCAGAAGCUCAAGGUAUCAGCCGGGGAGAGCUGAUGGAUAGGUUAAGAUCCGGCAUUGACAAUGAUGGGAAUAAGCAAUUUAUGCUUCGCCCAGUCAGUGGGCGUGCCGGCCUAGAAAUGGACAAAUCUGGUCUGUACGACCGGCCCGCCAUGAAGACACGAUUGUUGUUUGAUGAGCUGAGCUUUGUCCUCGAUGAUGAUCAAUACCGAGACGCCCUAAUGCUUGUGGAUCUUUUCCAUUACUUUAUCCGCCACCAAGAAUAUAAGAAGUUCCAGCCCAAGAGCACGCCCAAGGAAGACCCUCGAGCUUGGUUCAGGUUUGCUGGAAAGGCUGUGUUAAGCAAGAUUCACGACCGAAAUCGACGAUGGUCAUGGGAUUUUAUGAAAGAACGACGAGACGACCGCAUAGCUUACAUUAAUCUUUUUAAAAAGAAGAAAAGGGAAGAAAUCUUGUCACCGGAGGAAGCUGAAGACCUGGCACGGCUGGAACGGAAACUAAACUACGAGGAUAUUCGCUUCUGGAGAUCAUUGGCGAGAAACCAAUUGCGCAAAGAAAAUGUUGGUGUCAAGAAACCUGCACAGCAACAGACUUGGUCUGAGUGGAUAUGGGGCACCAAGAAAGAAGAGUCCGAGGAGACCGCCAUUACCGAGGAGCAACGUCAGGAACUCUACAAUGCAAUUGACUGGGACGAGAAGAAGGCAAUUAGCGAGAGUGUGGAUGUUCCCAGGGAAUGGGUCAAGCUUCAAGUCAAUUCAGCACUCAAAGCGGGAAGCUUUACAUUGAAACGUGAUCCUCACGGAAAAUCGAAUGAAGUUAUGAAGCUGGUAUUCGACAACUUCCAGGCAAAAGCUUUACAGCGCCCUGACUCCUUCUUUGUGGAUGUGGGCCUAGGAGGCUUGCGAGUAUACGACGGAACAACUGAAGGAAGUCUCUUCCCUCAAAUUGUCAAGGUCAAAGAUUCUUCAGAGACAGACAAUCGUCUAACAGAAGUAUCUGACAUUGAUGAUCUGGCCACCGAAAAAAUCGAGGAGAGUGCUGAAGACGAGAACAGCCUUUUCCACUUUCAGCUUGAGAAGAACCCGCUUGAAAGUGACGCAGACUCGGUUGUCAAAGUCAGAAUGAAGAGUAUCGAAGUCAUCUACAAUCCCAGGUUCCUUGUAGAGAUUGUCAAAUUCUUCGAGCCUCCAGAGCGACACAUGGAAUCUAUCGGUGCACUCUUAGAUACAGCAGGAGCCACCGUGGAAGAGAUUCGACAGCAGACCCGAGCAGGCUUGGAGUUUGCUUUGGAAGAGCACAAGAAGGUCGAUGCACAGUUCGACAUUCAUGCACCCUUAUUCAUCGUUCCAGAAAGUAUCACGCAAGAAAGUUCCCUUUGUUUAAUCCUGGACGCUGGUCAUAUCAGCGUGAACAGCGAAUUGGUCGACCGGCAGACUAUGAAAGACAUUCAAGCCAAGCAGAAGCGGCAGUACGAUGAGGGCGAUUACAAAGAGCUCGAACAUUUGAUGUACGACAGAUUUUUGAUCAAGCUUGAUUCCACGCAGGUUCUUAUCGGCCCUGGAAUUGACACUACCAAGUCUCAACUUAGUUCUGGUGUUACAUCAAAGAAUAUGCAUAUCAUCGAUCGUAUCAAUGUCGAUUUUGUGUUAGAAAUGUGCAUUGUGCCCAAGGUCACCGAACUGACAAGGACCCGCAUAUCUGGACAUCUUCCAGAGUUACAUGCGUCCAUGUCCGAUACUAAAUAUAAGGGUCUGAUGAAGUUGAUCGACAUUGCCAUUCCACAAUUUGAUGAUGGCAACCGCGAACCAGACAACACGACCAAUCUCAAGCCAGAGGAGACAAUCGUGUCCGGCAGGGCAAGAUCAUCGUCCUUCCAACCGCCUGGUCUGAGGGAGCUCCCUGUUGUUGAUGAAGAUUCAGAUGAUGAGUCGAGCGGCGAAGAAACAAGAAAGAGCAUUGACAAACCUGCCAAUAUCCAUCGUCGAGACUUUGAAUUUAAGUUUACUGUUGGUCGCUUGCGGGGUUCAUUGUUUCGAUCCGAUGCGAAUGACCAGCAGAAUGACCACCUCCUGGUUGAACUGGUGGCUGAAGGAUUUGAACUGGACUUCUAUAUGCGGCCGUUUGAUAUGGUCGCAGAAGUGGUUUUGAAGUCUUUAAGCGUGGAUGAUUAUAUCGAAGAAAACCCUGUCCCGGAAUUCAAGAGAAUCAUAUCGUCCAAGGGGUUCAACGCAGACGAAGACAAAGAUCUUUUCCAGCUGAAGUUCGUUCGAGUUAAACCAGAGUCUCCUGAAUUCGAGUCAACAUAUGAAGGCGUCGCAAUGAAUCUUGAUAUUUCUGUCUCUACAAUCAAUCUCGUUGUCACCAGAAAAACGCUCCUGACGCUUUUGGACUUCAUUCUUCUCACGUUCACGAGUCCGCAACAACCAAACGAUCAGACCCCCCAGUCAGAUCGUACUAUCCAGGACACCACCAACGUUGAAGAGCAGCCACAGCAAGGCGGAAAAAUCCGCAUUAAGGCGGACCUGAAAAGUAUUGCACUCAUUCUCAACAACGAUGGGGUCAGGCUUGCUACGCUCAGUCUCAACACCGCUGAUGUUGGCAUUUUCCUCGUGGGCCGUUCUAUGCUUAUCCAAUCCCGGAUUGGAAGCUUGACGCUGGUAGACGAUGUCAAUGUGGGUGCACCGGAGACCUCUGAUCUUCGCAGGCUCUUGACCAUUGAGGGUGACAAUUUUGCCGAUUUCAAAUACGAAACCUUUGAUCCGGAGGGUCCCAAUUACCCUGGCUAUGAUUCCGAAGUCUUCCUACGGUCUGGGUCUAUCAAGAUAAAUUUCUUGGAGGAACCGUAUCGGAAAAUCAUGAACUUUUUGGUCAAAUUUGGCAAGAUGCAAGCUAUCUUCAACGCUGCUCGCCAAGCGGCUGCCAACCAAGCAACAAACCUUCAGGAAAACGCCUCGCGGAUGCGAUUCGACGUCGUGGUCAAGACUCCGAUUUUGGUAUUCCCACGUGCCAUGAAAGAUGAUGGUGAUCGAGAUACAAUCACCGCCCAUCUCGGAGAAAUUUAUGCCAAUAAUCGAUUCGUUCCUCUUGAUGACGAGAAUGAAAACAGCCCUGCCGUCAAUUUAAUUUCCACUGGUAUUCGGAACAUCCGUCUAACUUCCAAGUUCCACUUUGAAGGAGGCUUGGUCGAAGAGCUCGAAAUGAUUCAGAAAGUGAACCUUGACUUUAUCAUUUGCUAUCUGGAACACCAGGAAGAUAAUCCACGCCCAGAUAUGGAGAUCGAAGGCAACAUGUCUCCUAUCAACCUUCGGGUCUCGCAGAACCAACUCAAGUUCUUGCUAGAGCUGUCCAAGACGGUUCCCGGUGCUUUUGCGACUGAUACGGAACAACAAGAACUCGAAGCCAUGGAAGCACUUCCUUCGUCAGUAACAGAGCCAACAAAGGAAGGGAACUCUAAAGGGGUGAAAGCCGGAGACGUAUCACAAGAGGUCGAUGCCAGUAAAGAAACUUGGGUUCGACUUGAUAUGGUAUUCAAAGUGGAUAGUGUUGGCUUGGAGCUUAUUCUCGCGAAAGACAACGAACCGAUUGGUAAUCUUGAAGACUCCAGUUUGUCCAAGUUCUCACUCAACGACACAAGAGUCAAAUUGCGUAUGCUCACAGAUGGUUCUCUGGAUUCUGAGCUCCUGAUCUACUCUCUUUCCAUUCGCGACAGUCGCAGCAAGGAUACGAACAAGUUCAGAAAGAUCAUGUCUUUGAUCAACAAUGAUGUCCAGCAGCAAUUUAUGGCUAGCCUCUCUAUGUCUCCAAACAAGCACCUCAUCGCGAUGUUGACCAUUGACAGUCCCUGCAUCAUUCUUGCCUUGGACUACCUGUCUGCUCUACAGUCUUUUAGCAACUCUGUAUUCGCAUCGGAUGAGCCCGAGGUGGAAGAAGAAGAAGAUGGCGACGAAUCGCCAGACGAGUCGGAGCCGCGAACCAGUGCUGCUGAAAGCACCAACAAAGCUGCGGCUUCUUCACCAAGUGGAGAUGCCCCGGCUCCAGCAGGGCAAAUGACGGUCUCUUUUAGAGUGGAUCUUGUUGAUGCACAGAUUAUUACAAUUGCGAACCCUGCUAUCACAAACACGGAAGCCAUAGUACUUGGGACGAAGCAGGUUCUCUUUUCUCAUCAGAACGUUUCAACCUUGCAAAUAAACAAGGUUGGCAUGUUCCUGUGUCGUAUGGAUAAGUUUGAGACGAGCAGGCUGCGUAUUCUGGACGAUUUUACGCUUGAAAUGUCCAUGGAUAGCCGUCCUCAGGAGAAAGGAUCGUCUUUAACUUCCAUUAAUGUGCACAUCGAUCCCCUGGUUUUGCGCCUUUCACUGCGUGAUAUCUUGAUGGCAAUCCAGAUUGUGAACAAGGCCUCUGAGAUGACAGCUCGGGCCUCGCAAGAGGUCGAAACUGGUGAAGCGAAGAAGUUAUCAGACGGUAAAGGCGGCAGCGCUAGAUCUAGACGAAGAUCGAUUGGCAAGUCAACCUCAACGGCAGCCCCAAAAACCAAUCAAGGCCUGAAUGAAUCCAAUUCUGGUCAGAGACCGCAGCGUUCCGCAGUUCUCAAACGCGAGGAGUUGACUGCUCAGAUUGACGGUGUCAGAGUCAUUCUCAUCGGUGACCUACACGAUCUCCCACUACUCGAUUGGAGCGUAAAGAAGUUCAACGUCGAUGUUCGCGAUUGGUCAUCUACACUCAAUGCCGAUACCAAUUUUGAUACCUUUGUUAAUGUGUACAAUUUCUCCAAGUCAGCAUGGGAACCGCUCAUAGAACCUUGGCAAUUGGGAUUCCAUAUGGCAAAGGAAGUGAAUCCGGAAAUUCUUUCUAUUGAUGCCUACUCCCACAAGACGAUGGAACUCAGUGUCACCUCGGCUACGAUUGCUUUAGCGUCCAAGUCUUUCCAGUUCCUUUCAACUGACGAGGACGUUCUUUCUAAACCAAGAGGUGCCGAUGCACCUUACCGGAUUCGCAAUUACACUGGUUUUGACCUUCGGGUUUGGGCAGAUGUCAGUCCGGAAGAAGACGGGCCAGCUGCGAAGCUUACUGAUGGCGAGGAAUAUCCAUGGAGAUUCGAAGAUUCAACGGCUAUGCGUGAAACACUUGCACCAGAGGGCCACGGUGGCUCUGUUGGUGUCAAGCUUGAAGGAAGCGGUUUUGAAAGUGUCAACCGAAUUCCUGUUGUUCGAGAGGGAGAGAUCUUGUAUAACCUGAAGCCGAAGCAAGAUGGCAUUCUGCACAGACUUCUCGUCGAUGUCAAAUUAGGUGCCGACAACGUCAAGUAUAUCACGUUCCGCUCUCCGCUUGUUAUUGAAAACAACACGCAGAUCCCAGUCGAGUUGGGUAUCUUCAAUCCCGAAGAGGGUCACCUUCUCAAGAUUGAGAAGAUCCUUCCUGGCGACGCUCGACCUGCGCCUGUUGGAGCAGCCUAUAUGCAUUCUGUUGUCAUUCGUCCUGAUCAGGGCUUCGGAUACGAUUGGUCAAACGAGCAGUUGUUCUGGAAAGACCUCAUGCGACGACCGACUCGGACUAUUAAAUGUUUGAGCGAAGGGGGCCAGCAGGCUCCUCCUUUCUACUUCCAGAUGAACGCAACGUUUAACCCGAAGGACUCACUGACCAAGGUUUAUCCUUACAUGAAAAUCCGAAUUUUCGCGCCUGUUGAGAUUCAAAAUCUGCUUCCAUAUGACUUCAAGUACCGAAUUUAUGAUAAGAACACAAAGAAAGACUGGACGAACUUCCUACGCAAAGGCGGUAUCAGCCCAGUUCAUGUCGUUGAAUUGUCUCACUUGCUUCUACUGAGCAUUGACUUGGAAGAUACGGUUUUCCGACAAAGUGACUUUGCUAUCAUCAACGGAAAUGCCCAAGAUUUCAGGAGAGAACAUGUUUUGUCUUUGAAGGACGAGAGAGGCAUCCAAUUGAAGCUGCGGCUUCAUUAUUUCAAUGUUCCUGACAGUGGUGGUGCCUUCAAAGUGUCUAUCUACAGUCCUUACCUCAUAUUGAACAAGACUGGACUCGCAAUGGAAAUUCAAAGCAAGGCCUUCCUCCAGUCGGCACGAUCGGCAGCUGGUCAGGGACUGAGGGCAGACUCAAGGCACGGCGGACGGACACUCCCAUACAUGUACUCCUACCCAACAGAUGAUCAGAAGAACCGGUCGAUGCUGAAGAUAGGUGAAUCCGCCUGGAGCAAGCCCCAAAGUUUCGAAGCCAUCGGAAGCACAUUCGAGGUCAUGCUACCAGAUCGGUUUGGUCGAUCUGAGUUCCACUCGGGAGUGUCAGUCGCUGAAGGUGAAGGCAAAUACAAGAUGACCAAGGUCGUCACCAUUUCACCUCGCUUCGUUCUCAAGAAUAAAUUGAGCGAAGACCUCUUGGUUCGUGAGCCUGGGUCGUCUAACGUUCUUAACAUCAGCAGCGGCGAACUGGCGCCUCUUCAUUUCCUGCGCCAAGUUGCAGAGAAGCAACUUUGUCUCUGUUUCCCAGGCGUGAACAACCAGUGGUCGUCGCCAUUCAACAUUGCGGAUGUUGGAACUGUGCAUGUGAAACUUGCCAAGGCCAACCAACGCCAGAAGCUUGUCAAGGUUGACAUUGUUAUGGAAGAUGCAACACUCUUCAUUCAUUUUAACAUCGAGACUCGGAAUUGGCCAUACUCCAUGCGGAAUGAGAGUGACACUGAAUUCAUUUUCUACCAAGCUAACCCGAAUGUGGAAGAUGAUGAGGAUGACAGAACAAGUGGCUGGCGGCCGAUUCGUUAUCGCCUCCCUCCUAGGAGCAUAAUGCCAUAUGCAUGGGACUACCCGGCUACCAAAAACAAAUCUCUUGUGCUGACAUGCAAUGGCAAAGAGAGACACGUCAAGCUUGCUGAGAUCGGAAACCUGAUACCGAUGAGGAUACCUCCAACGCAACACGGUGAUUCCCAGAGGAUUAUUGACAUCAACAUUGUGGCCAACGGUCCUACUCAAACCCUUGUCCUGUCAAACUUCAAGCCUUCGAAGAGUCUUUACAGACAACAAAGGGGACAGUCUUCCCAGGCAAGCUUGAGCACCGGCUUUGAAGUCAAGGAAAUGAAUUCAGAUGUCAACUUCAAAGCCCAGCUCCGCCUUGGAGGGGUUGGUAUCUCUUUGAUCAACCAGAAUCUCAAGGAGCUUCUUUAUCUUACCUUCCGCGAGAUUGAGGUCAAGUUCAGGGAGUCCAGAGUGUAUCAAACUUUGAACACCACGAUCAAAUGGAUUCAAAUCGAUAAUCAACUCUAUGGGGGUAUUUUCCCCAUUCUGUUGUAUCCAAGUGUCGUUCCAAAGACUGGAAAGGAAAUGGAGGCCCACCCAAUCUUUCACGCCAUGGUUACGCGUGUGAAAGACGACUCCUAUGGUGUUCUUUACAUCAAAUAUGCCACCGUUCUUCUGCAGCAGAUGACAUUGGAACUCGAUGAAGAUUUCAUCCUGGCGAUGCUGGACUUUGCCAAGAUUCCUGGAGCUUCGUGGUCCGAGGAACAAGAAGGCCGGCUCUGCGAUGAAGACCUCAACAUCCCAGAACCGCAGCAAGAGGGAACCGGUCAAGAUGUGUACUUUGAGCUCCUUCAUUUGCAGCCGAUGCAGGUUGAUAUCUCAUUUAUGCGUACUGAACGCGUCAAUGUUGAAGACACUAUGCAACCUUCGAAUCCAUUUAUGUUCAUCGUCAAUGUCAUGACCAUGUCAAUGGGCAACAUCAACGAUGCCCCCGUUCGUCUGAAUGCUUUGAUGCUGGAGAAUGCUCGAGUCUCGUUUGGUGUACUUGUCAACAACAUCACACGACACUACACUCAGGAAUUCUUACGUCAAGUCCAUAUUGUUCUUGGAUCAGCGGAUUUCUUAGGAAACCCUGUUGGUUUGUUCAAUAACGUCAGCUCCGGUGUUGCAGCGAUUUUCUAUGAGCCGUAUCAAGGACUGGUUAUGACCGAUAGGCCUCAAGAACUGGGCUACGGUAUUGCCAAGGGAGCCACCAGCUUCGUCAAGAAAUCCGUAUUUGGAUUUUCAGAUAGUAUGGCAAAACUUACUGGAAGUAUGUCCAAGGGUCUUGCUGCUGCCACUCUGGACAAGGAAUUCCAGAACCAGCGUCGGAUGUCAAAAUCACGAAACCGUCCCAAGCAUGCGCUCUAUGGUAUUACCGCCGGUGGAAAUGCGUUCGCGAGUAGCUUGGCAAGUGGUAUCGGUGGCCUUGCUCGUCACCCGCUGCAGGGAGCUGAGAAGGAAGGUCUGCAGGGGUUCUUCAAGGGUGUUGGAAAGGGUGUCCUGGGUCUGGCUACCAAGCCGGCUAUAGGAGCCUUUGAUCUUGCGUCCAACCUUGCUGAGGGAGUACGAAACACAACGACGGUCUUUGACUCUGAGGGUCUUGACCGCGUUCGCCUUACUCGCUUUAUUGGAACCGACGGCAUCGUGCGGCCAUACUCACAGCGUGAAGCACUGGGCCAGUUCUGGCUCAAGACCACGGACAAUGGCAGAUAUUUCAACGAGGACUACAUUGCGCACCUGGAACUCCCAGGUAGAGACAUGCUAGUCUUAUUGACGUACAACCAAAUCAUGCUUGUCCGCACCAAGAAGCUCGAAACGGAAUGGGACAUCCGCUUGACGGAUAUCCAAACCAUUUCGAAGGAACGCACGGGCAUGAGCAUCACGCUCAAGGGCGGUGCCAAUGGUCCCUUCAUCCCUGUGCAAGAUGAGAGCUCGAGAAACUGGGUGUAUCGCCAGAUUGCAGUCGCUGUCAACGCGUUCAAUGAGAAAUACAAUAACACACGAGCUUGAGCAAGAGCCUCGGACGUCUUGAUUUUUUUCGUUAUGAAGUUAUGUUGACAAUGUCAUUAAAAAAAGGAAAAAAUACGAUAAGCACGGAUUAAGGGAGCAUAAUCUUGGUUUGUUUCUUGCAAUUCAGCCAGCUACAUACCACACUACGCCAGUGUUUUUUCUUUCCUAUUAUGAUGGUGUUGAUGUGAAUACAUAUGCUUAUGUUAGGAGAUAGUUUAAUAAUUUGUUGGUCUAUCUUU